Molecule: messenger RNA, 5675 nt
Organism: Cercocebus atys (sooty mangabey)
Lineage: Eukaryota; Metazoa; Chordata; Mammalia; Primates; Cercopithecidae
Gene: DCUN1D4
Product: DCN1, defective in cullin neddylation 1, domain containing 4
Exons: 11
Coding region: 1585-2448 (287 amino acids)
Biological process (GO): positive regulation of ubiquitin-protein transferase activity; protein neddylation
Cellular component (GO): ubiquitin ligase complex
Molecular function (GO): ubiquitin conjugating enzyme binding; cullin family protein binding; ubiquitin-like protein binding
Source: RefSeq, a predicted model, not a curated record
CAGGAGAGAGAGAGAGGGUGAGAGGAGGUCUCACACACUUUUAAAUGACUGAACCCCAUGAGAACUCACUGACUGUCUCAAAGACAGCACUAAGCCAGGAGGGAUCCGCCCGCAUGAUCCAAACAUCUCUCACCAGGCCCCACCUCCAGCAUUGAGAAUUACAAUUCAACAUAAGACUUGGAUGGAGAUAUAUCCAAACUCUAUCACCAUCAUAGGCUAUAAAGAUGUACCAGGCCACCUGCCUCAAUUACAGAGGAAGCUCUGACCUUGGGAUCAUUAAUGUGAGGCGAGAAUUGGACUGAGGAAAAGUUAGAGACUAUUUUAGACAGCUGUGUGGUAUGGAGAAUGGUAUAAGUAAAUAUAGUGGGAAUUGAUGUCUUUUAUUGAGCACUUACUAUGUUCCAGGUAUUGUAAUGGGUACCUGACAUACCUAGGCGUUGUAAUAGGUGUCUGAUAAAUAUUUUCAACCAUACAACAACGUUAUGAAGGAGAAUUUUUUAUCCUCAUUUUACAGAUGAGAAAAUUGGGAAUUAGGUUAAAUAACUGGUAGACCUGAGAUUUAAACCAGCUGUUAAGACUCCAGACUCAGGUUGUGAAGCAAAGUAGAUUUUUGACAGGAAUAGAGUGGUUGUGUGUGUGUGUGUGCGCACGCAUGUGUGGGCACACAUUUGAAUUCUGUUAUGUGUAGGAAGGGCAGUGGGCAGAAUGUGGGGUUGGAAGGAAGGGUUUUGUGCAGUGGGGUGGUGAAGAUAUUUGGAGUAUGAGUUGGGCCCAACCCACGAAAGUCCUGGAAUUCCAGAUUGAGGAUAACUUGUUUCUUGUCUUGUCUACUUCUUCCAUAUUUAUAUAAAGGAGGGAGAAACAUACAACAGUUUUGGUUUAUUUAGAUUCUCUUAUGGAAAUUUUGGGAGUUGAAUUAACAGCAGGGUGGUGAAAUGACAAAAGCAUAGCCUGGAGAGUUAGAAGAGACCUCAUUGCUGGAAUAGCUUUUAGCAAGCCCCUUUUUCUCUCCCCUCCCUUGUCCUCAGUGAAAACAGAAUGCAGAGCCUAAAGUUUUCUGUUUUUGCUUUUUGUCUUUUUGGUAGCCCAAGAGUUUAACUUCAUAUAUUAAGGUGAUAAUGGAAUGUAUCAUUUGUCUUCCUAUAUUUAAUCUGAGAGAGUACAAAAAAGGGGCUAUGGCUUGGUAGUAGAUCAGGUGGAGGUGCAAGAGUUGGAUGUUCAAGCUCCUCAGCACCUUUUGCUGGUCCUGAGAUGCCUCUUGCUGGCGAGAGGGUUGUUGCUUCUAGCUUCUACCCCGUUCUUGUUUAGUAAAUAUAAAUGUAAAUAAAUAAGUAUACAAUGCACAUACUUUUCUAAACCUCUGUGCAGUUGUAUUUAGAUGAAAAAUCCAGAUUCUGAGCCACAUUAUGUCAUCAUUUACCUUAAGCAUGGCUAGGCUAUUAGGAUGCUAAGAAAUUCAUGCAUAUCUGUAUUGCAGGGCCAUUUAGAGCUUGAGGCCCUGCUCUGGCUGUCUCUCAGCACAAAACGCUGGUUUUUGGGACCAUUCUAGAUGGCUAUGACUGUGAACAGUGCACAUGCACGUGUAUGUAUACAGAUUUUCAGCUGAACUCUCAUCUCUCAACACUGGCAAAUAUUCAUAAGAUCUACCACACCCUUAAUAAGCUGAACCUAACAGAAGACAUUGGCCAAGACGAUCACCAAACAGGAAGUCUGCGGUCUUGCAGUUCUUCAGACUGCUUUAAUAAAGUGAUGCCACCAAGGAAAAAGAGAAGACCUGCCUCUGGAGAUGAUUUAUCUGCCAAGAAAAGUAGACAUGAUAGCAUGUAUAGAAAAUAUGAUUCAACUAGAAUAAAGACUGAAGAAGAAGCCUUUUCAAGUAAAAGGUGCUUAGAAUGGUUCUAUGAAUAUGCAGGAACUGAUGAUGUUGUAGGCCCUGAAGGCAUGGAGAAAUUUUGUGAAGACAUUGGUGUUGAACCAGAAAACGUAGUUAUGCUUGUCCUAGCUUGGAAAUUGGAUGCACAAAACAUGGGCUAUUUUACUCUACAGGAGUGGUUGAAAGGAAUGACUUCUCUCCAAUGUGAUACAACAGAAAAACUCAGAAAUACUUUGGAUUACUUAAGAUCAUUCUUAAACGAUUCUACAAACUUUAAACUUAUUUACAGAUACGCGUUUGACUUUGCACGGGAAAAGGACCAGCGCAGCCUAGACAUAAACACUGCCAAGUGCAUGUUGGGACUGUUAUUAGGAAAAAUCUGGCCCCUUUUUCCAGUUUUUCACCAAUUCUUAGAGCAAUCAAAAUACAAAGUUAUUAAUAAAGACCAGUGGUGCAAUGUCCUAGAGUUUAGCAGAACGAUUAAUCUUGACCUCAGCAACUAUGAUGAAGAUGGAGCAUGGCCAGUUUUGUUGGACGAAUUUGUGGAAUGGUAUAAAGACAAACAGAUGUCCUAGGACUUUAUGCAUAGCAGCGAGAGAGUCACUGUUACUACAGUUAUGUCACCCAUUAGCCAUAAAUUGCUGUUUGUAUCAAAGCGCAUGCUGCUUUUCUUGCACUGUUUCCCUUUCGCAGGAACAUGUUGGUGUUUGCUAUUGAAUUGGCCAGCUCUGCUUGCUGUGUGGCAUUGUUCUCUUCGAAGGCUGCUUUGCAGUUUGUAUUUACACUACAGAUUGGUGAAUUUGCCAAUGUCCUCACUGUGAUUAUGUGUAUAUUGCUGUUUAAAUUUUGUAUAUGUGUAUAAAAGGAAAAACCUUCACCUAGAGAUUAUUUCUGAAAAAUGUAUUGUAAAAAUAAUUUUGUGGCAUUUCUAGUCCCUUUUUUGAAUGAACCAAUUAUACUUUAUUUGGUCUCCUAUGUAGCAUAUCAGAAAACACGACAAAACUGUUACCAUGAACAAACAUUGCCAGAAUUAACCUUACUAUUUAAGAGGCCAACUUCUGGAAGGAGGUAAGAGUCAUAACUUUUCAGAGGCAUAUGCCAAAUAUCAUUUGGUAUAUUUAACAAUAUUAGUGUUCUAAAAUGAUGAAAGUUAUAAUUAUUUGAACAUAUAGAUAUGUAACAUGCCACAAAUUAUUUCCACCACACGAGGUAUAUAAGUUGUUUAUUUUUUAGUGUUAAAACUAUAGUAGCUUGAAUGUAGGUACCAAUGAACAAACUCAAAUUGCACCUCUUUUCUUAAAAGAAUGGGAUUUAAACUCUUGUAAACAUUCUUUAACUUUUUUGUUCGUUUUCUUUUUUUCCUUUUGCAUUCUUCUAGCCAGUGAUUGAUCUGCUAAUGCUUUCUUUGCCACUCUAAGUAAAAUUUAUUUUGCCUCCUCAAUGAAAACCUCAUGGUUUUGCUGGCUAUUUAUAACUGCAUCACACUUCUAGUUGUGGCUUGAAUUUUCAAUUAAGCUUUCAUGGUGUGUAAUUUUCCAGCCUUUUGAGAAAACAAGCAUAGUAUAAGUGAGAGCUGUUUUGUUUUCUGUUUUGUUUUCCUUGUUUGUUUGUUUCAUGCUAGGCUUUUCCUGGCAGCAUGUCCAUUGCAGGCAGUGGACAAGAAACCACCAGCAUUGAGCUAACCCAGUACAUGCUAGGACCUGUCCUAGAGGAGCCACUUUUCAUUACCUGAGUUAUUUGUACAGAAGGGUGAUGGCCAUUAUUUUUGUGGAUGAGGAAACAAGAAUAAACAGAAUGGUAGUUUUAGGUUUGUAUUUUAUGUCUUUUUUUUUUUUUUUUUUUUUUUUUGCCAUUCUUGAGGAAAUACAGAGAUGACAUUUUCACCCCAACUAUCUGGUGCUAUUGAAUGACUAAUUCAGUCCCUAAAGUUCUGUGAAAACACAAAAGUCUAAUGAUUUGAGUGAGUGGUGCAUUUGAAGAAGUAAAUGCUGUCGUCAGCAAGAUCCGUGAUUUAAGCAUGUGAUGAUUGGAAAAGGUUUGGGUUAUUUGGAAGUCUGGCUAAAAAUUCUUGUGGGUGACAUGUGAUCCUUUAAAUGGCAUUAAGUGAAUAAAGCACACAGACAAUGCUACUCUUGACCACUAUUUUACCAUUUCUUUGCAAACAGUGUUCACAUUUUCAUAUUUUUUCCCUAACUAACCCACCAAAGAAAGAAAUUUUGUAUGUAUAUACAGUGCGUGUGUGUAUACAAAAUCAUGAUAUAGUAGAAUGCAACGACUUUCUUUUUCUACCAAACGAAAGGUUUUAUUUGCUGUGAAAUAAACCAGAAGUUUAAAAAACCCUGUAGUGAUUAAGCAUACGUAACCACUCCUUGUUUGCAGAUUCACUUUCAACCUUAAAAAUUAAUACCAGUUUGCAUAAACCAAUAUCUGAAAAGAAUAGAACAUGUUGAUGGCAAGCAACAGCUAUUAAAACUGAUGUGAUGGAUGCAUUUGUUUUGCAGUGGUGGCUGGCCUAGGCAGAUUUGGAUCUGUGAAUUGAUUCAUUUUCAAAAUCAUUCCAUAAAGUUAAAAAAUUACACUUUAAAGGCAACAGGUCAUACAGUUCUUUAAAUUUGAUCAACUGUAGCUUUAUUUAAAGCAAAUGUAAAUCUCAGAUGGAGUUAUUUUAAACAUUAUGCUAGAAUAUAGAUUUUUUUUUAAAUGCUAAUAAGCACAGUUAAUUCUAAAAUGAGAGGAUUGUUACAAGAGGGAGAUGUUACAGUUACUCCACAAUCAACAUGUUGAUGGUAGGGAAAAAACUGUGUAAAAACUAUUGCAUUAUGUAUGAUAAGAAAGUAAGUAUUCCAAAGGGAUAAUCUUGCAUAUUAAGAAAGCUCCAAAUAAUCUUUAAAUUGCCUUGAAAAAUAAACCUCUGUGACCGCAGAGUGGCAGAGUGCUUACCCUUGGUUUUCUUGAUUUUAUAUAGUUAUUUCUAAGGGGAGAAAAAGGGGUCAGAGUAAUACAUUUUCUUAACAACCUCUCUUAAGUUGCACAAAAUUGAACAAUCAUCAAUAACUUAUUUACUGGCUACUGUUGAAUAAAUUAGGGUGCCUUCAUCUGGAUUUUCUUUAGUACCUAAGUCUACAAACCUUUCUCUUUUUCUAUUGUGUUUUGAACUCCACAUUGCAAUACUCUGUUGUCAUGGAAUACAACCUUUAGAUGUUUGCUGCUUAAGUAGGUCAGAAAUUUUAUUACUUGAUUUGCCCCAAACAUCCACUGUAAUGUUACAUGCACCUUUUUUGAAGCAUGAACUCUGAAUUAUGUUUUUAUAAAUCUGACUAGACAAACCUAGAUUCUGGUUUCACAAUAGAUUUAUUUUGUCUCUCACUCUCCAUUUUAACAGUGCUUUUGAAGUUUAUACAGAAAGCUUUAAAAGUUAGUUUGUGUCCUUAGUUUUUAUUACUACAACUGCUAAAAUACCUCUGUAAGCCUUAUCCUUUAUUCCUUCAUAUGUUGUAUAAUAAAUGUAUACAUUUCGUUGACCAACUAAAAUGUUGGGUGUCUGUAAAUGAGACCAAAACGUGGGUUGCUUUUUUCAUAAAAUAAUUUCUAUUGGGGGUUACUGUUCAAUGGCAGCAGGUAACCUAUAACUGUGAAUGCUUCAUGUCGUCGGUAUUUGCAUUACAUUCAUAAAAGUGUGCAAGUCCUGUGACUCCCAGCUUAUGCCACCUAACUUGAGUAAAGCAAACUGGUUUUAGGUUUCAAUGAAAUUGAUGUAAAAUGAUAUCCCAUAAAUAAAAAGUAUUUGUGUUUGGUUUCAGAA